CACGUAGCUUACGGAUACAGCUUUUACCCAAUCGCCAGCAUCCUUCUCCUGGGGCUGAACCUCUCCCCCAGGACUGUCAGGAGGAGGGGAGUGAUAAAGAUCCCAGGACUCCGUUUUGCCUUCCUUCCCCACCCCCACUCCCAACGGCUCCUUUCUCUUCUCUUAGCAGUACCCAGCUUGCCCACCCAUGCUCAAGAUGGGCGGGAUGCCAGCCUGUUACAUAAAUGUGCCAAAAGCCUGGCCAUGCCUGGAAAAUGGACCAAUCCGCCCGCCAAGAGGUUGGGUCUCGUUCCCUAGAGAGAAGAAAGUUUCCUCUCUUUGCAGUGAGAGCUAGAAUCGCACUUUCUGUCAAGCUGAGAGAAAGACUCUUUUCCAGAGGCUAAAAGGACAAGAAAAUCUGAUUUGCUUGCUUCUAACUUUGCGUUUUAAAGGGGGAAGGAGGAAAGGAAAGAGGGGGAGGGUGGUUCUGCUUAGCCCCACCCCUCCGGCUACCCCAAGUCCAGCCCUCCAUUCCGGUGGAGGCAGAGGCAGUCCUGGGGCUCUGGGGCUCGGGCUUUGUCACCGGGACCCGCAGGAGCCAGAACCGCUCGGCGCCGCCUGGUGCAUGGGAGGGGAGCCGGGCCAGGAGUAAGUAACUCAUACGGGCGCCGGGGACCCGGGUCGGGCUGGGGGCUUCCAACUCAGAGGGAGUGUGAUUUGCCUGAUCCUCUUCGGCGUUGUCCUGCUCUGCCGCAUCCAGCCCUGUACCGCCAUCCCACUUCCCGCCGUUCCCAUCUGUGUUCCGGGUGGGAUCGGUCUGGAGGCGGCCGAGGACUUCCCAGGCAGGAGCUCCGGGCGGAGGUCGGGUCCGCGGCAGACCAGGGCAGCGAGGCGCUGGCCGACAGGGGGCGCUGCGGUGCCAGCCUGAGGCUGGGCUGCUCCGCGAGGAUACAGCGGCCCCUGCCCUGUCCUGCCCUGCCCUGCCCUGCCCUGCCCUGCCCUGCCCUGCCCUGCCCUGCCCUGUCCUGUCCUGUCCUGCCCUGCCCUGUCCUGCCCUGCCCUGCCCUGCCCUGCCCUGCGUCCUCAGACAAUAUGUUAGCCGUGCACUUUGACAAGCCGGGAGGACCGGAAAACCUCUACGUGAAGGAGGUGGCCAAGCCGAGCCCGGGGGAGGGUGAAGUCCUCCUGAAGGUGGCGGCCAGCGCCCUGAACCGGGCGGACUUAAUGCAGAGACAAGGCCAGUAUGACCCACCUCCAGGAGCCAGCAACAUUUUGGGACUUGAGGCAUCUGGACAUGUGGCAGAGCUGGGGCCUGGCUGCCAGGGACACUGGAAGAUCGGGGACACAGCCAUGGCUCUGCUCCCCGGUGGGGGCCAGGCUCAGUACGUUACUGUCCCCGAAGGGCUCCUCAUGCCUAUCCCAGAGGGAUUGACCCUGACCCAGGCUGCAGCCAUCCCAGAGGCCUGGCUCACCGCCUUCCAGCUGUUACAUCUUGUGGGAAAUGUUCAGGCUGGAGACUAUGUGCUAAUCCAUGCAGGAUUGAGUGGUGUGGGCACAGCUGCUAUCCAACUCACCCGGAUGGCUGGAGCUAUUCCUCUGGUCACAGCUGGCUCCCAGAAGAAGCUUCAAAUGGCAGAAAAGCUUGGAGCAGCUGCUGGAUUCAAUUACAAAGAAGAGGAUUUCUCUGAAGCAACGCUGAAAUUCACCAAAGGUGCUGGAGUUAAUCUUAUUCUAGACUGCAUAGGCGGAUCCUACUGGGAGAAGAAUGUCAACUGCCUGGCUCUUGAUGGUCGAUGGGUUCUCUAUGGUCUGAUGGGAGGAGGUGACAUCAAUGGGCCCCUGUUUUCAAAGCUACUUUUUAAGCGAGGAAGUCUGAUCACCAGUUUGCUGAGAUCUAGGGACAAUAAGAUACGUGGCUUCAGAGAGAGCAAGAAGGCUGAGGAGGAUGAGGAGGGCAGGGUGAGGCUCUCUCCCCAGACUGAUGAUCUCCUUUCCCUUGUCUUAGUACAAGCAAAUGCUGGUUAAUGCUUUCACGGAGCAAAUUCUGCCUCACUUCUCCACGGAGGGCCCCCAACGUCUGCUGCCGGUUCUGGACAGAAUCUACCCAGUGACCGAAAUCCAGGAGGCCCAUAAGUACAUGGAGGCCAACAAGAACAUAGGCAAGAUCGUCCUGGAACUGCCCCAGUGAAGGAGGAUGGGGCAGGACAGGACGCGGCCACCCCAGGCCUUUCCAGAGCAAACCUGGAGAAGAUUCACAAUAGACAGGCCAAGAAACCCUGUGCUUCCUCCAGAGCCGUUUAAAGCUGAUAUGAGGAAAUAAAGAGUGAACUGGAA
Molecule: messenger RNA, 2313 nt
Organism: Gorilla gorilla gorilla (western lowland gorilla)
Lineage: Eukaryota; Metazoa; Chordata; Mammalia; Primates; Hominidae
Gene: TP53I3
Product: tumor protein p53 inducible protein 3
Exons: 5
Coding region: 1072-2004 (310 amino acids)
Molecular function (GO): NADPH binding; quinone reductase (NADPH) activity; quinone binding
Source: RefSeq, a predicted model, not a curated record